GCUACUCGCUGGGGCCUCGUCCAUAUUACGAGCGGCUGCUUAGAGCCAUGCAGAAGCUUUGGCAGUUGAAAGGUUCUAUGUCACUUCUGUCCCUUGCUGAUGGUUUUUUCUUGCUUAAAUUUUCUACUGAGGAAGAUCUGGAGAUGGUGCUCUCAGGAGGACCAUGGUUUCUGCUUGGAAAACCAUUUAUUUUACAGAGAUGGUCCCCUAACUUUAAGCCAAAACGCGAUGAAACUGCUCUGAUUCCGAUUUGGAUCAAAAUAGUCGACUUCCCGCUUGCUCUCUGGACUCCCACCGGAAUAUCUAAAAUUUCGAGCUAUGUUGGUAUUCCGAUUUCUGUUGACUCUCUCACUGCUAAUCGCACGCGAUUAACGUUUGCUCGGAUUUUUGAUGCUUACUUGAUGGCUGGGUCUCUUUUAUCUCCUAUGACGCGGGUCUGGACAUGGACACAGAUUUUGUUUUUAUGUAAUUUUCUGACCUGGGAAGAAUACUAUCGGGAUUGUGAGGUUUUCGUGUUCAGCCCUCACUGCUGUUUGCUUGCGGUUUUCCACUUCCAAUCUUCUCAGGUUUACUACAAAGACUAUAGCUGGCUCCGCUGGAGGAUGUUUGGCAUUCAGACUAUGAUGAGCAAGGCCAGUCUCUCCGAGCCUCGGAGGGCCUUUGCGGCAACCGGGCUCGUUUUUGCGGGCAUUUACUUACAGGCUGGAGGCUCUGUGAUGGCCAGCUUUACUGAAAAAAUUUCAUUGAAUUCGGUUUUUUGGCAACCGGUGCCACCGCCUGGACGACUUCAUUUUCUAACUGAAAUUUCUUGAUGAAUGAGACUGCGUCUUUAUUCUGAGUCUACUGAUUGUCUUUCGUCCAAUUCUGGUCUUGCUAUAGUCUUUGUAAUAUUUUUGAUUAGCUUUUGUUUCUUUUGCUACUUGUGUUUUUUUUUUCCUACAGGUGAAUUGUAAUUGUUCUGAUGUUUUUUAAUACAUGGGCUUUUGCCCCGGGUUCUCCCAAAAAAAAAAAAA
Messenger RNA from Dendrobium catenatum, 1013 nucleotides. RefSeq lists its product as uncharacterized. The record is from RefSeq and is a predicted model, not a curated record. NCBI's taxonomy places the organism in Eukaryota, Viridiplantae, Streptophyta, Magnoliopsida, Asparagales, Orchidaceae. The coding region runs from base 48 to 812 and encodes 254 amino acids. The transcript has 2 exons.